Molecule: messenger RNA, 1247 nt
Organism: Nicotiana attenuata
Lineage: Eukaryota; Viridiplantae; Streptophyta; Magnoliopsida; Solanales; Solanaceae
Product: PLASMODESMATA CALLOSE-BINDING PROTEIN 3-like
Exons: 4
Coding region: 210-881 (223 amino acids)
Source: RefSeq, a predicted model, not a curated record
ACCAAAAUAACAUCUAGCCCCCCCACCUCACACCGUCAUCUAAUCUCCACCGUCAUUCUUGUUGUGUUGUCUACACAACUCCAUUCCCCCACGCCCCCUUUUCCACCUUUUCACUUCUCUCUUCCUCUUUUGCUCUCUACCGCUUUCUUCUUCUUCAAAAAGCUUUGGGACAUAACGUAAUUCUUUUCCACGAUCUUGCCACCACUAUCAUGCCCACUUUUGUACUGUUUUCAGUACUUUUCUUGGCCAUGACUGGUCAUUCAAGUGCUAUGUUCUGUAUUUGUAAAGAUGGUGUAAGUGAUCAACAACUUCAAAAAAACAUAGAUUAUGCUUGUGGAGCUGGAGCUGAUUGUACUCCUAUCCUUCAAAAUGGUGCUUGCUUUAAUCCUAAUACUAUUAAAGAUCACUGUAAUUAUGCUGUAAAUAGUUAUUAUCAAAGAAAGGGUGCAGCUGGUGCUAGUUGUGACUUUAGUGGAACUGCAACUACGAGCCCAAAUCCACCAACUACCACAGGUUCUGGGUGUGUUUACCAGUCCACUCCUGGCAACACUGGUGGAGGUACCACAACUCCAACAAUCUCACCACCAGGAACCACAAUACCAACGAUUGCGCCACCAGGAACCACAACUCCAACGAUCGCACCACCAGGAACCACAAUUCCAACAACUGCACCACCAGGCACCACAACUCCAGGAAUUGGCACCGGUGGCACGGGCACAGGCAUAGCGACGACGCCAGGGACAAACAAUCCAGUAUUCGGGCUUGGACCAAGUGGAAGUGGCAUUAGCAACACAGACGGUAAUGCAGCUGGACAUUUUAAAAACAGUAUCUUUUUAACAAUAGCACUUUUGGCUAUAAGCUUAAUAUGCUUAAGGGCCUAAAGUGAAAGAAGAUGAAAGAUGGAUAUUCUGCCACGAGAGUUUGGUUGUUAGGCGAAGUUUCAAUGCUGAAACAGUGAAUUUAGCCUUGUGGGAAUAUAUCUUUCCUUUUGUUUUUUUCUUCUUCUUUUUUGGUCUUUCUAUCUUAUAAUGGUUGCGUGGAAAAGUUGGAAUUGGAUUCCCUUUUAAGUGGAGGCCUAGUUGCUGCUUAUGGUGUAGUAGUUUUAGUAGUGUAGAAGAAUCGGAUCCCUGUCCCCUUUUUAGAAAUUUCCCCUUUGUUGUUGUAUAUCUAUUAUAUAUAGAGUAAAGGCAGAGGCUGUAUUUAUUAUUUCAAAUUAUAACAAAUUAGAACUCUCUAUCCCAUCCUAA